Messenger RNA from Vollenhovia emeryi, 1592 nucleotides. RefSeq lists its product as uncharacterized. The transcript has 3 exons. Gene Ontology annotation, biological process: sensory perception of taste. Lineage: Eukaryota; Metazoa; Arthropoda; Insecta; Hymenoptera; Formicidae. The record is from RefSeq and is a predicted model, not a curated record. Gene Ontology annotation, cellular component: neuronal cell body; axon; membrane. Bases 226 to 1476 code for a protein of 416 amino acids.
UUGUUACUUGACGUGCUCGCAGUUUUAAAUUGAAAGGCACCGAAUGUAAAUUAACAAUAAGGAGACCAUUCUGGUAUACGCACUUGUUGAAAGACAACUAUUUAAAUAGUUGUAUUUAUAAUAGAAUUCUCACUUGUAUAUAUGUUAAAGUGCAUAAACAAUACGACUAAUACGGUCCUUAGAUUGUCAUCAAUAACAUAAAUUAUUGUUCUUCAUACUUCGAUAAUGUUCAGUUCAUCGUCAAAAUUUCAAGAGCAAACCGAGAGUAAAAUGUGGAAAAGAUGGCAACUAUUUCACGCCACAGACUUUCAGUCUUUGAUGUCCCCUGGCUUCAUCUUCUGUCGCAUCAUCGGAAUAUUUCCGUAUAAGAUUAACGCUUCGACCAUCGAGACUUCUAGACUGCGCAACAUUCUGCUGGCCUUUUUUCUUUGCGUGUUCUGCAUUUUCGAAUUGAACACUUUCCAUAAGAUUCUCAUUACUAAAACAGUCAGUUAUGGAGACAUAACCAAGAAUCUUGAGGCUAUCAGCUAUUUUAUAUUCGGUGGUUUUAUAGCGAUCAUUACGUAUGUCUUAAGCGGUCCUAGAAUGCGUGUACUACAGGCCAUGCUGGAGAUCUCUUCAAAACUACCUUCAGAAACAUAUCAGAAACUGUCUAGAUGGAUCCACGUAAAGGACAUCUUAGGCAGCUUCUUCGUAAUUAUACAGGAAUCCGUAUAUUAUUUCAGAGAAACUGAACAUUUCAUGUGUUUUGUGUUAUCAACAUACAUCGCUUUGUUGGUGUUUAAUAUGGAUAUGCAAUAUUUGAAUUGCGUUUGUGUAUUAAAAGCCUGUUUCAAAAGAAUCAACGACAAUCUGGCACAUUUGCAAAAUGACAUGAACGAUAAAUCAUAUGUUUCCAGACUGAUUUGCGACACGCAGGAAAAUCAGUUAUUACUGAUAAAGCUCAAGACCCUGAAAAAGCAACAUUUAAUAUUCAGCGAUAGAAUGCAAAUGCUAAAUGUAAUUUUCAGUCUACAACUCCUUGCUACUACAGCCUUGACCUUUACCGAAACCACUUUUGAAAUAUAUUCUCAUGUGAUUCGAUGGCAAAAUGGAGUGUCUAUAAUGUUGGAUAAUAAGUUUCGUGAUAUGUUCUUCUUAACAAGUAUAGCAUUUUGCCUUUUAAAAUUAAUAUUGAUAGUGUGGGCCUGCCAAACCAGCAAGAACCAAGCAUUUGAGAUGGCCACCACUAUUCAUGAUGUACUUAACUGUACCAGCGAUGAGCAAAUCAAAGAAGAGCUGCAUAUAUUUUCUUUGCAAAUAUUGCAUUGCGCACAAAGUACAUUUUCCACGAAAGGUCUUACUGUAGACGCGACGCUUCUUGCUGCGAUGGCGGGUAGCAUUACAACGUACAUAUUAAUCUUGGCACAAUUUAUGGUCAUGUCGCAUUCUUGCGAUAACAAGACUGCAAACAAUAUUACCCAAAUAACUAUCUAGAAAGAGGUACAUAACAUAAAAGAUACCCUUUACUAGAUAAUAAAAUACUUUCUCCUAUAUCAUUCUGAUUAAAAUAUAAUGAUAUGAUGUUUUAAGUUCAAAAAAGUUCAUGUGUA